GCAGCCCCGGUCCGCGCAGCCCCGCACCGCCCCGCAGCCCCCGCCGCCGCCCAUGGUGCUGCCCGGCCCGCCCGCCAUGGCCCGCUCCGAGGAGGUGCACCGCCUCACCGAGAAUGUCUACAAGACAAUCAUGGAGCAGUUCAACCCCAGCCUCAGGAACUUCAUUUCUAUGGGGAAGACCUAUGAAAAAGCCUUAGCAAGUAUGACAUAUGCAGCAAAAGGAUACUUCGAUGCUCUGGUGAAGAUGGGGGAGUUGGCCAGUGAGAGCCAAGGAUCCAAGGAGCUGGGAGACGUGCUCUUCCAGAUGGCUGAAGUCCACAGGCAGAUCCAGAACCAGCUGGAGGAAAUGCUGAAGUCCUUUCACAACGAGCUUCUGACACAGCUGGAGCAGAAGGUGGAGCUGGACUCGCGCUACCUGAGCGCUGCGCUGAAGAAAUACCAAACAGAGCAAAGGAACAAGGGCGACUCGCUCGACAAGUGCCAGGCUGAGCUGAAGAAGCUGCGGAAGAAGAGCCAAGGAAGCAAAAACCCCCAGAAGUACUCAGACAAGGAGCUGCAGUACAUCGAGGCCAUCAGCAACAAGCAAGGUGAGCUGGAGAAUUACGUCUCCGAUGGCUAUAAGACAGCUCUGACCGAGGAGAGGCGGCGGUUCUGUUUCCUGGUGGAGAAGCAGUGUGCUGUGGCCAAGAGUGCAAUCACCUACCAUGCUAAGGGGAAGGAGAUGCUGACACAGAAGCUUCCGCUGUGGCAGCAGUCGUGCUCUGAUCCCAACAAGAUCCCGGACCGUGCCAUCCAGCUGAUGCAGCAGAUGGCUGCUAGCAGCAAUGGCACCAUCAUGCCUAGCCCUCUGUCUACAUCCAAGUCCAACCUCAUCAUCUCUGACCCCAUUCCUGGUGCCAAACCUCUCCCUGUUCCCCCGGAGCUGGCACCUUUUGUCGGACGCAUGCAGGAGGCCAUGCCGGCGGUGAAUGGAGUCUCGGGCCCAGACAGUGACGAUUACAACCACUGGUCUGAGGUGAAGCCAGCACAGCCCAAAUCUUUAUCUCCUCCCCAGCCUCAGAAGCAGCUGAGCGACUCUUACUCGAACACGCUUCCCGUUCGCAAAAACGUGACCCCGAAAAACAGCUAUGCCUCAGCUGAAAACAAGACACUGCCACGCUCCAGCUCCAUGGCUGCAGGGCUCGAGAGGAACGGCAGGACGAGGGUGCAGGCCAUUUUCUCUCAUGCUGCUGGUGAUAACAGCACCCUCCUGAGCUUCAAGGAGGGAGACCUCAUCACGCUGCUGGUGCCGGAGGCCAGGGAUGGGUGGCACUACGGAGAGAGCGAGAAAACAAAACUGAGGGGCUGGUUUCCUUUCUCCUACACACGAGUCCUUGACAACGAUGGCAGUGAGCGGGUCCAUGCGAGCCUGCAACAGGGGAAGAGCAGCAGCACGGGCAACCUGCUCGACAAAGAUGACAUUGCCAUCCCACCACCUGACUACGGCAUGUCCUCACAAGCCUUCCCAUCGCAGAACGUCAACACCUUCAAGCAGAGGCCGUACAGCGUGGCUGUGCCCGCCUUCUCCCAGGACUACCUUAUGCCCUAUGGUUGUGCAAUUAAAGACUAUUCCAGUGGCCUCUGCCAACCACCACCCGCCCACUACAAGCCUUACGCUAGGUCGACAGCUGGUCUCGAUGACUAUGGGACGAGGUCUGUGAGCAGAAACCCCUUUGCCAACGUCCAGCUGAAACCGACCGUGACGAACGACCGCUCGGCGCCGCUCAUCAGCUGAUGCCGGGAGCGCUGCCGCCGCGUGGCACUGCCGCCUCCUCGUCGCCCGGCGCAUGGCUGCCUCCCAGAGCCGCCUUUUUAGGCAGAGUUUAUUUAAUCCUGCUGCUUUGAAAAGCCAAAGGCUAAAGCUUUAGUGCCCCGAUUUCCUCUCUUCUCUAGAUCCAGCUCGCUGCUUGCAGUGGUGGGGGUCAGAUGGCUGCCAAACAGCCUGAUGCCCCCCCCCGGAUCAGACACCCCGUGCUCCUAGCUCGUGCCCCAUAGCCAGGUUUGCUUCUCAGAGUGGCAGCAGCUUGCAGGGGAGGGAGGAAGGCACGGGGGACACCCUGCUCAUGGGAUGCAGUGACAACGGGCGGGCAGGGGAGCCUCAGUCUCCCCUUAAGCAAAGGAGUUGCUGGUGCCAGUGCUGCAGCCCUGGGUCAGGGCUGGACUCUGCUCCCGGGGCUGCUGCAGUGCCACGGCCGUGUACGUAGGGGGGGGUGUUACGGUACUACUGUAGGAUAUAAGCUAAGAAAUACACAAGGAGCAGAGGGCUGCGUGGAUAUGUGCCACGGGAUAGCCAGCACUGCUGUGCUCCUUCCCAGGCUCAGCCCCAGAGCCCUCCUGCUUUGCUGCUUCUCUUCCAUUAUUCCUAGGGCUGCAUGAGACUGAAAUAUAUACACCUAUAUACUCGCACCCCCAGCCCUGCCAAAGGGGAAGGGGUUUUUGAAGCAAGAGCUGCAUCUUUGCUGCAUGAUGCAGCUGGCACCAGUGAGGCACGGCUGGGAGCAGUGCUCAGAGGUUCUGCCUUUCCCAUUGUGUUGCACUUUUUUAAUUGUUUGAGCGCAGAGGACCGCUCGGGUUGCUGUGACUGUAGGUUUAGCCCAGGUGGCAGAGAGCUGACUGCGUUGGUCACUGCUGGUGGGGUUCUGCUGUGGAGUGGUUUUCCAGUUAGAGCCAACUGCUGGCACUGCUGUGCCCCCUCCCAUGGCUCGUGAAAGUGCCCCGCAGGAGAGCAUCCCCACCCAGGGCCGAAGUGAUGCUGGCUGCACCUGGGGUGCAUUUUGCUCCCGGACACAUUGCUGCUGUUUCUGUGGGGCUGGAGCAGCACUGUGACCCCCAGCAUUCUGCCCACCACAGCCCACCUCCAGGUGCUGUCCUCCGGCACCCUUGCAUCACGCAUGGGAAGCCACCACCUUGUCCCUAACUCUGCCCAUCCCAACAGCACCCCAAAAUGCAGUGCAGGGCUGCCCAAUGUGCCCCAAGGAUGGUUGCAGCUGUGCCAACCCCAGGUCUCACCGUGUGGUGCCAACUCUUCUGCCACGCUCUGAGAGCCACUGUGUUGUGCCUCAGGGCAACAAGGGGCAGGGGAAGGCUCCGCUGCGUCUCGGGGCCUUCAGGAGGGCUGGGGGGCUCACAGCUGGGGUAGGGGGUGUCAGGAUGGGGUGUGCCUUGUCACCAGCCCCGCGUCGUCCUCUUCCAGCCCCAUACGAGAGGCUGCUGAGCCCGGGGUUUCACUGCACCUCCUGCCUUGAUGGGCACCUGCAAGAUGUAACCUGAAAUUGUUUCGUUUUGUUUUUUAAUGAGAGGACAAAAAAAAAAAAAAAAAGAAGUAAUUUAUGAGCAAUAAAAUUUACCUCCCCACCACCGGGCGCCCCGCGUUUUCCUUUGGGUUGGUGGAGCCCCCGCAGCGGCGAUGGAGCACAGCUCUCCCAUGAAACUCUGGUCCCAAAUCAGAGCAGCCCCACAGCCACGGCUGUGCCAGCGAAUGAUGCGGGCAGGAAACGGAGUACGAUAUUUUAAAAACUUUAUUAUCGGCCCGAUGAUGUCUGACACACAUGCUGGGAGCUGUAUGGAAAUCAGCACUGAUAAAAAAUACAGCAGUAAUGACCCGUAUCGAUAAAAUAUACAAUGUCAGAGGAGCUCUUCUAUUUAAAAAAAAAAAAAUAAAUAAAUCAUCAUCAUCAUAUCUGGGGGACGCAGCUGUGCUCUCGUGCUGCCCUCCAGAGGCGGCUGCCUCUGCCAUAGACCAAACCCUGGGCUGGGGGGCUCCAGCAGCCCCUGCAGGUGUAGGGGUCAGGAGGCCCCCGCUGCAAUGCAAAGCGCUUGUGCUGGGGGUGGAGCUGAAAUCAUACACUUCCAUCAAGCAGGAAUUGGGCUCGCUAUGUCGGGAAGGGUGUGGGGUGCGCAGUGGGGAGGCACAGCCCCCCCCCCUCCUCCCACCCUGGUUUGUGGGGCUGAGGCUGGGGGAACCUCUUGUUCCCUUUAAGGGGGUGGCACCCCUCCUGCAGCCUUCUCCUAAAACGCCACGGCCCAGCUGCAGGCUGGAUGGGUGCAAUGGGAGCCAGAGAACACCCUCGCAUCCUCCAGCAGCAGCCCCAUCCCAUGGGCACGCAGCCCCAUGGCUGUACACGUGUGUGUGUGUGUGUGUGUGUGCGUGUGCCCCGGCCCCCCCGGGAGCCAGCCCGGGCUGCAGGACACGGGGCUGUGGUGGUGGGUGGGGGGCAUUCCUCACCUCAGGGUUUGGUCUAUCAGCCCCCAAGGACACAGCCCUGAUCUCAAGGUUCCCAUAGGCUCCUCUUAGUCCCACAGCCUCCUGGGAGCUGGAAUUGCACAAUUAUCCUAAGCCUUAAAUGAAUUUAAAAAAAAAAAACAAACAAAAACAACAAAACAACAACAACAGAAAAAAUAACAAACCAACCA
This is a messenger RNA of Tympanuchus pallidicinctus (lesser prairie-chicken), 4452 nucleotides long. RefSeq names its product BAR/IMD domain containing adaptor protein 2 (gene BAIAP2). Gene Ontology annotation, biological process: positive regulation of actin filament polymerization; actin filament bundle assembly; actin crosslink formation. Gene Ontology annotation, cellular component: cytosol; nucleoplasm. The transcript has 15 exons. Gene Ontology annotation, molecular function: protein binding; cytoskeletal adaptor activity. Lineage: Eukaryota; Metazoa; Chordata; Aves; Galliformes; Phasianidae. The record is from RefSeq and is a predicted model, not a curated record. The coding region runs from base 53 to 1774 and encodes 573 amino acids.